CUCUUCGUAGAACGGCCCAAAGGCGUUGGUGGUGGCUGGCGUCCGUCCGAAGAUGCAUCGCUCCUCAGCAGCAGCAGCAGUAACUCCGCUGUACCAUUAAACCAAAAAUACACCCGGGAACGAAAGCGAAAUAGCGGCGGUGUUUGCGGCUCAGGCGGCGCCGUAGUGUCUGCGCAGCGAGAUGGGAGACCAGAAGGAAUCUCUGCGUAAGAUCACCCACACACUGGCCAUGAAGAAUGACGAGAUUUCAAAUUUCAUCUGCACCCUCAAACAGAGCCUCGACAACCUGGAGGCGAACUCUACCCGAGUGCAGGACGACAUGCAGGCGGAGUUCACUUCCCUCCACACGGUUCUGGACGAGAUAAAGGAAAACAUGCUGACACGCAUCAAACAGGAGAGAGCCAGUCGCACCUAUGAGCUGCAGAGUCAGCUGGGCGCCUGCUCCAAAGCCCUGGAGAGUUCAGAGGAGCUGCUGGAGUUUGCCAAUCAGACGCUCUGCUCCUCUGAGACAGACGGUUUCACUCAGGCGGCCAAAGACAUUAAGGAUAGUGUGACAAUGGCUCCAGCCUUUCGCCUCUCCCUGAAGGCUAAAGCCAGUGACAACAUGAGUCACUUGAUGGUGGAUUUCAGCCAGGAGAGGGAGAUGUUGCAGGGACUCAAGUUUCUGCCAGUUCCUGCCACUCCAGAGAUCCAAGUGUCCGAGUGCCAGGUGUGUGACAACACGGUGACUGUAGUGUGGACCUUACCAGAGCCUGACAGUAAGAUAGACCACUACAUACUGGAACAUCGACGGACAAACCAUGAGGGUCCACCACGCAUCAGAGAGGACUACCCCUGGAUGGUGUUGGAGGGGAUACGAGAGAUGGAACACACACUGACGGGUCUGCGAUUUGACACUCGUUACAUGACGUUCAGAGUGAGAGCGUGUAAUAAGGCUGUGGCAGGAGAGUUCUCUGAGCCAGUUACACUGGAAACCCACGCUUUCACCUUCAAACUGGACGCUGCUUCAGCCCACCAGAACCUAAAGGUGGAGGACUUGAGCGUGGAGUGGGACAGCAGUGGAGGGAAGGUGCAGGAGAUCCGCAAAGAGAAGAACCGAAUCAACUCCCCAAUGCACUCUCCGGCAAGGUCAGCCCUCAUGUCUCCUAAGAGAGGACCAACCGCUCGGCCAGGCAGAGACAGGUUUACAGCAGAGUCCUACACAGUGCUGGCUGAUACCACGAUUGAUGCUGGCCAGCAGUACUGGGAGGUGCGAUUCGACAAGGAGAGCAAGGCCUUCGCUGUUGGGGUCGCCCUGCGGACCCUCGGUCGAUUUGACCAGCUGGGGAAAUCCAGCGCCUCCUGGUGCAUCCAUCUGAACAACUGGCUGCAGCAGAGCCUCACAGCCAAGCACAACAACAAGGCUCGAACACUGGACUGUCCGAUCCCAAGCCGUAUAGGCAUCUACGUCAACUAUGAUGAAGGUUUAUUGUCUUUCUACGAUGCCAAAACUAAGCAGCUGAUGCACACCUUCAAAACCAAGUUCCCACAGCCUGUGAUUCCAGCUUUCAUGGUUUGGAAUGGCACUUUCUCAGUCGUGACGGGCCUGCAGGUGCCCAGCGGGGUGCAAAGUGGCCAGAGGAGGAACAGCGGCACCAGCAGCUCCAACGCCAGCCUUACAUAGAUCCAUCCACUCUGCCUGCUGGACCACUCACCAGCUGUGUCUGACCGCAGUCACUCACCGCAGAGCAUCUCCUCUGCUGUGACUGCUCGCAGCCAUAUCAUGGAAGUAUGGAGUAUGAUGGUCAAGCCCGUUCCUCAUGUAUGUGUUGCAUGACAACAACGAAUGGUAAAGGGAACAAAUGAGUCAUCCACGCACUCAGAAGUCUUCAUCUGUACCACUCUGGCUGUUGUGAUUGCUUGGGGCACAUUAGGUGUAAUCUUACUAGUUUACCUCUCUCUUCAUUUAUUUAGCACUGUCGCACUGCUGCUUGAGCAAAGAUUUAGCGCUGGCCGCUGCCCUUUCAUCAUUCCCUCCUUCCUUUCAUCACCAAAUCUAUCAGUCGUACUGUCACGCAGCAGGCUGCAGGCGCAGGUUCGAGCCCUCACCUGUCUGCUCUCUCUCCCUGUGCCUUCAUUGUCAUUUCCACUCUGACCAGGCCAAAUCUUUAAUAUUAUCUGUACCAACCUGCUAAUUUUCCUUAACAGCAAUUGGUCUCCUUUUUUCCAAUUUCAGAGCAAUGUAUUGUGUCAGUGUCAGUAUAACCUAUCGUAGCUUAGUGGUAAUCAUCGCCUUCUGAAUCCAUAUACAGUAUAUUACUCAAAGAAUAACCUGCUCUUAGACCAUGCUGCUCAACAGAAUGUAGUCCAUCACUGAAUCAGGACUCAUUAAGGAUCAUAUGAGAUGAACUGCACCCGUUAGGGACGUCGUAUUUGAAUUCUUGCCAAGACUUUAUGGUGUUAACUGCAUUUUCACGUUGUAGUGAGGACACACACUUUUCUCUGUAUCCUUAAACCUCCUGCUGAGGUUCUGAGAAGCCUCAUUUCCACCGAGGGAUACAGUUCAGUUCAGCACAUUAUGCACAUAUUUGUUGUUGAAGGGUAGCGACUACAUGACCGAUCUCUACCGUCCCAUUUAAAGCAGCCUUCUUGUUGGUUCACUUAGCACACAGUGGUCCAGCACCUUUAACAGUGGAGGUAGAUGCACUGCAGGCUGUUGAUUGACAGAGUCAACUCUUCUGAGUUAAAAGGAAUGGGGAAAACCUUUUCAAUGUGUUGUGCAUUAUGACAUAGAAGACAACUGUUGUACUGAGAUGUUAUCUCACUCUGUUUAUGUAGCUGACAUGGCGAUUGUCAUUCAGCCCACAAACCCUGCAGUGGAAAGCCACAUCAGUGUUUUCUGUUCCACAGUGGGCUGUGGUGACCUGAACUGUUCUGUUCUACUUGGUGGAAAUGCAGCUUUUGUGUUAAACGAGUCACGUGACGAUGGAAAUGGCUAUACUCCAUACAUUAUAUUCGCCUGACUGCACUCUAGGGCUUGUAUGUUUAGUAUGUGUGUGUCGAAACCCAAUAACACAACUUCAUCUACAGAGAGAUGAGUCGUGGGCUCGCUGUAGAAUAACACCUAGCUUUCCAGUAGUUCCAGCUAACAAAUGAUAUGAGAGUUAAUCUGAUUUUUAAUUUGUCAACUUGAUGAGAAACUAAAGUGUGAACCCUGAACAUUGUUAACUGACAUUUUUGAAAUUAGUUAUGCACCAUGUAACCCCCGAGUAGCGUCCAUGUCAGUCUCACUUUUCCAUGUUGCUCCCUCUGAAUGCAUAACUGUAGCCUGCAAUGCUUUGAAGAAGCGUCCAGCUGAGAAUUACGUACAUUAGCUUUAUUUCACAUGUCACAUUUUAUUGUACAAAGUUGAAUUUUUCUUUCCACUAUAAUCCGCCAUUGAGGUAAUAAAGGAGUGAGAACAA
Solea senegalensis (Senegalese sole) is the source of this 3443-nucleotide messenger RNA. RefSeq names its product fibronectin type III and SPRY domain containing 1 (gene fsd1). Bases 182 to 1663 code for a protein of 493 amino acids. The record is from RefSeq and is a predicted model, not a curated record. The transcript is spliced from 13 exons. NCBI's taxonomy places the organism in Eukaryota, Metazoa, Chordata, Actinopteri, Pleuronectiformes, Soleidae. Gene Ontology annotation, molecular function: protein binding.